This is a messenger RNA of Quercus lobata, 1605 nucleotides long. RefSeq names its product disease resistance protein RPP13-like. Gene Ontology annotation, molecular function: ADP binding. Gene Ontology annotation, biological process: defense response to other organism. NCBI's taxonomy places the organism in Eukaryota, Viridiplantae, Streptophyta, Magnoliopsida, Fagales, Fagaceae. The transcript is spliced from 4 exons. The record is from RefSeq and is a predicted model, not a curated record. The coding region runs from base 1 to 1605 and encodes 534 amino acids.
AUGGCAAACAACGCUGUCACUUUCCUAUUGGCGAACCUGACUCAGUUGCUCAUCCAAGAAUCAAAAUUGCAAGGUGGAGUAGAGGAUCAAGUCAGGUUACUUCAAAAUGAGCUGAGAAUGAUCAGCGUCUUCCUCCAAAAUAUUGAAGACAAACGACAUGACAAUGUCUUGGUAAAGGAAGUAGUAAGCCAAAUUAGGGACGUGGCCUAUGAGGCUGAGGAUGUUAUUGAUACAUUCAUUAUGACUCUGACAAAGCAAAGGAGAAGAAACAAGGUCAGGAACACAAUCCAUUUCUUUGACCGAGCAAGCACGCUUCACGAGGUUGCAAAUAAGAUAGAGAGAAUCAAGAAUGUCAUCAAGGAAAUUUACGAGAAUAGGAGCAAGUAUGGGGUAGAAAUAGCUGAAUCAUCUGGAGGAGAUGCAGAAGCGGAGGAGAUACUGCACAGGCGAAGGAGACAUGUUGAGGAAGAUCAAGUGGUGGACUUCGCUCAUGACACUGAGGCAUUGAUGAAGCAGCUUAUUGAAGGGAGUUUGCGACGGAAUGUUGUUUCAAUCAUUGGCAUGGGCGGCUUAGGUAAGACCACUCUUGCUAGGAAGAUCUACAACAACAAUGAUGUCAAGAAUUACUUUGAUUUCCGUGUGUGGGGACUAACACCACUGCCAAGAAUGAUGUUGAAAGCUGAUUUGAAAGAAGAAUUACUCAACAAUUUGGAAGCGUUGUAUAGCUCAAAUAAGGAUGAAUUGAAAGGGACACUAAUCGAAAACUUGAAACAUAUCAAGGAAAUGAAUGAUGAAGAAUUUAGAAAGGCAUGGUCUAAGUUCCUGGCAGGCAUAAAAGAGCAACAUUGUGAUUUGAAAAUUUUGUUGUCGGGUUUCAUGCAAGAUUUUUACAAGAAGAAUGGUGUUAAAUUGAAAGAUAUGUCAGAUGAUGAAUUGAAAAGUGUGUUGCUUGAAAGCUUAGAAGACAAGAGGUACUUACUUGUCAUGGACGACAUCUGGAAAACUAACGUAUGGAAUGAGGUAAGUACUGCCUUUCCAAAUAACUCAAAUGGGAGUAGAAUAUUGAUUACUAGUCGAAUAAAAGAAGUAGCAUUACAUGCAACUACUAUUAAUAAUAGUGUUCCUCCUAUUCCCCCUUAUGAACUCCCAUUUCUUAAUAAAGAUAAAAGUUGGGAACUCUUCUCUAAAAAGGUAUUUUGGGAAGAAGACUUUGAGAUACCAGUGAGGCAACUAAUUCGACUUUGGAUAGCCGAGGGAUUCAUACAACAAAUUGGGAAUAGAAAUAUAGAGGAUGUUGCUGAAGACUACUUGGAGGAACUCAUUAAUCGAAGCCUGAUUCAAGUGGCAACGAAAAGGCUAGAUGGAGGAGUCAAAACAUGUUGUAUCCAUGAUCUUCUACGAGACAUCUGUAUAUUGGAGAGUUCUGAAGAGAAGUUUCUUGAGGUUCAUUCAAAUGUUAAGGGGCUAUUCCAUAUGCAACCUUUGGAAUCUAGAGACGUUGGACAUGAGAAAUUCCACAAUGAGAACAAAAUGCUUGCCCAAGGGGAUAUGGAAGUUACAAAGAUUAAAACAUUUGUACCUGGAUGCGCCAACAUCUCUACCUAA